AUGUCGGCAGCACCCGACCAGAAGGUCUCGCCCCAGCUGCAGCAAUUCAUCAUGGAGGAGCAGGCCAAGGCCCAACUUCAGCAGACGGUGGCCCGCCUGACAGACGAGUGCUGGGACAAGUGCAUGGGCACACCAGGUAGCUCUCUCAGCAGCAGGGAAACAGCCUGCCUCGACAACUGUGCUCGACGAUUCCUGGACACCACCCAGUUCGUGGUCAAGUACUUCCAGAGCAAGGCCCAGGCACACUCUGGCGGUUUCUGA
Molecule: messenger RNA, 261 nt
Organism: Auxenochlorella protothecoides
Lineage: Eukaryota; Viridiplantae; Chlorophyta; Trebouxiophyceae; Chlorellales; Chlorellaceae
Product: Mitochondrial import inner membrane translocase subunit Tim8 A
Exons: 4
Coding region: 1-261 (86 amino acids)
Source: RefSeq, a predicted model, not a curated record